AGCGUUUCGACCACAAGCCCGCCUACUUCCGGGUCAAACUGGGCCCGAACAGUCGUGGGCGGGAUGGUGCGAUGAAGGUGUCCGAUGGCGUCCGAAGGACGCUUCCUCGACGACCGCGACCGCAUCGGUGGCUUUGCGCGAUCUUGCUGCUUUCGACCUUGAAGUUGCAAGGCUGCUUCGGUACUCCAGAUCCCUGGACGUACAGCAUCACGCCCACGGGCGAGACCCUCAUCGCGACGACGCCGGUCAUCUAUUUGCAGCAGGUGCACUUCGGAACCGACGAUGGGCGGUUUGUGGCCUUACAUCAGCAGAACGGCACGGAGCAGUGGAUCCACAAGACGGGCGGGCGCAUCCGCUCAAGUCCCACGGUCUUCGAGAACAUCCUCUACUUCGGCUCCGACGAUGGCUAUCUCUAUGCACUCAAUGCGCGAGGUGGCAAGGAGAUGUGGCGCUUCCAAGCCAACGGCUCGGUCUCCUCAACGCCCACGGUCAACGACCGGCUGAACAGAUUGUUUUUUGGGGCGGACAAUGGCGUGAUGUACGGCCUACACAUCCAGGCGGGCCAAUUGGAGUGGUCCUACCAGACGGGCGGACCCAUUAGUUCUUCGGUGGCGAUGAGCCAAAACAUCCGACAAGACCAGAUCUACUUCGGCUCGGACGAUGGCUUCGUCUACGCGCUCCGCGAGAGCGACGGCCUCCUCAUGUGGCGCUUUGACACCUCUGGACCCGUGCGGACCACAGCGGCCGUCGACCACGACUUGGUGCUCGUGGGGAGCGGCUCCGGGAAGUUCUACGGGAUCCAGGAGCGUGGUGGUGUAGAGGUUUGGCACUUCGAUGCCAAGGCCGCCAUUUACACCUCCGCCGCUGUGCAUCGAGGCUUUGUCUUCUUCGGAUGCGACAACGGCAUGAUGUACGCACUGCAGGAGACCACUGGGGAGAAGGUCUGGGAAUACAACAGUUUUAGCCAAAUUCGCUCCUCCAUAGCGCCCGCGAUCGAUGCAGGGCUCAUCUACUUUGGCACUGAACAAGGAAUCCUCUAUGCCCUGAGCGAUUUGACCGGCGAAAAGGCCUGGGAAUUCAUCUCGGGAGGGCCCAUCCAAGCGGCCGCCGUGUGGUACUACAGCAUGAUCUACUUCGGCUCUGAUAAGAUGUAUCGCAUUUCCUCGAAGGGGCGCUUGGAGUAGAGCCCGGACGACCCAUGGGGAUGUCCCUCAUCAGCUGAUGUUUGGGAUGUCCCUCCGAGCUUUUGGGCCAGCUCCCAAGGUUUUUUCAAGGUUGCUGAAACUUAUUUAAGCCUAGUUCCUCAGAGGUUUUGUUCUGCUCUCACGCAUUUGGUCG
This is a messenger RNA of Durusdinium trenchii, 1338 nucleotides long. Lineage: Eukaryota; Dinophyceae; Suessiales; Symbiodiniaceae. The record is from the annotation of a GenBank genome assembly.